AUGGAGAAGUCAAAGAGUGUGAUUAUUGUCGGUGCUGGUGCUGGUGGUAUUGCAAGUGCAGCACGCCUCGCAAAAGCUGGCUUUCGAGUUACGGUCGUGGAGAAAAACGACCACAGUGGCGGACGAUGCAGCUUAAUCAACUGGGAUGGCUACCGCUUCGACCAGGGACCAUCUCUUCUUCUACUACCGGAUCUCUUCCAAGAGGUCUUCCACGAUCUCGACACCUCGAUAGAGGCAGAAGGCGUAGAGCUGCUCAAAUGCGAACCCAACUACAACAUCUGGUUCGGCGACGGCGAGUCAAUAGAGCUCUCCACCGAUACCGCGCGUAUGAAGAAGGAGGUUGAGAAGUGGGAAGGCAAAGACGGCUUUGAAAGAUACCUGGCUUGGAUGAAGGAGGCGCAUGUUCACUAUGAGGCCAGUAUCACAUACGUGCUGCGCCGAAACUUCACAAACCUGCUCAGCAUGGUUCGUCCGGACUUUCUCGGGUAUUUGGGUGCCCUGCAUCCUUUCGAGAGUGUUUGGGCUCGCGCUUCCAGGUAUUUCUAUACGGAGCGAUUACGCCGAGCCUUCACAUUCGGAAGCAUGUACAUGGGUAUGAGUCCUUUCGAGGCACCGGGCACAUACAGUUUGCUGCAGUAUACUGAGCUGGCUGAGGGCAUAUGGUAUCCUCGUGGAGGCUUCCACAAAAUUCUUGACGCCCUUGUCAAGGUGGGCGAACGAUUCGGAGUCGAAUAUCGAUUCAAUACCUCCGUUUCACAAGUUGUUGUCGACGAAAGAAACAAACGUGCCACUGGCGUCAGGUUGCAAAGUGGCGAAACACUAAAUGCUGAUAUUGUCCUAAUGAACGCGGAUUUGGUUUACGCAUACAAGAACCUACUGCCACCCUCUGCUACAGCCACAGCACUUGACAAGAAGCCAAGCUCAUGCGCAAGUAUCUCCUUCUACUGGGCUAUGGAUACCAUAAUAUCACAACUGCACGCGCACAACGUCUUCCUCGCAGAUGAAUUCCAGGAUAGCUUCGACGAUAUUUUUAAACGACAAUUAAUACCGAAAGAGCCCUCGUUCUACGUACACGUACCUGGCCGAGUCGAUGAGAGCGCUGCUCCAGCUGGUAAAGAUAGUGUUGUCGUGCUUGUGCCUUGUGGUCACCUUUUGGAGGGUGAGGCAAAGGCAGGAUUGAAUCCCAGCUCAUUACAAGACUGGGAUGCUAUGAUUUCAAAAGCCAGAGAUUCUGUUAUUGCCACCAUCAAGGCACGAUGUGGUGUGGAUUUGAGGCAGCACAUUAUAAACGAAAUGAUCAACACACCCGCUUCGUGGAAGGACAGAUUCAAUCUGGACAAGGGAGCUAUCCUAGGACUGAGCCACUCUUUCUUUAACGUUCUCAGUUUCCGACCCAACACCAAGCACGACUCCAUUUCCGGACUUUACUUCGUGGGUGCGAGCACUCAUCCUGGUACUGGUGUUCCGAUCGUACUGGCAGGCAGCAAGAUCACUUCCGACCAGAUAUUGGACGACUACGGCAUGAUCAAACCUUGGAGUCCAGGUGCACAUAAGAGGAAGAUUGUCAGCGAACUGGAUGUUGAAGGACCAGUAUCGUUCGACCUUGCUCGGACCUUGCUAGGCUUUUUGGUGUUUUUGAUAUUAGCGGUUUUGUACUUCAAGCUCCGUUGA
Molecule: messenger RNA, 1671 nt
Organism: Lithohypha guttulata
Lineage: Eukaryota; Fungi; Ascomycota; Eurotiomycetes; Chaetothyriales; Trichomeriaceae
Exons: 3
Coding region: 1-1671 (556 amino acids)
Biological process (GO): carotenoid biosynthetic process
Molecular function (GO): oxidoreductase activity
Source: RefSeq, a predicted model, not a curated record